Bactrocera oleae (olive fruit fly) is the source of this 5304-nucleotide messenger RNA. RefSeq names its product GATA zinc finger domain-containing protein 5. The record is from RefSeq and is a predicted model, not a curated record. Gene Ontology annotation, biological process: sensory perception of sound. NCBI's taxonomy places the organism in Eukaryota, Metazoa, Arthropoda, Insecta, Diptera, Tephritidae.
ACGAGCUGUAUCGACUUCGCUUGCCAGUCGUCUACGGCGCGUGUAUAAUACCUGUACAGCUGUGUUGUUUUCGACUUGUUUUCGAAAGCGCGCCGUCGCGUCACGCUGCGUCGCAGCGAAAGCUUUUUAGUGUUGCGCUUUUGGUGUAGCCCAGCAGCAGCAGCGCGGAGUCGGUGCGCAUCGAAGCUUUGACUUUGACGUCUUGGCUGCUUGCCUGCUCGGUGGCUUGGCGGCUGACUUUGCGGUUUGCUGAAUGGUGGAUGGAUGGAUGCCUUGGCUCGUUGGCAAGUGGCAAAGCGCCAUAUGCCUGAUCGCAGGCAGUUUUAGUCGCCGACGUGAUAUUGAAUGAACCGUACGCGCGUUUUACCACCAACGAGACCGUUAUAAGAGCAUUAUAGUAAUUUGUAUGCCAAGUGAAUUUGUGCUACGUUGUGCAGCGUGAACAAAAAAUUAUCUUUUUGAAAUUGAAAUACAAAUACAAAAAUUUAAAAGAAAUAAAGAAAAACAUUAGACUCCGCGCGCGCGUGCGUGCAUUUGCCAUUAAUACUUUACAGUUGUUUCUUAUAAACCUGCAGCGCUGGGUUGCCGGUCGGUCUAUUGCCCACUCAACUGGUAGUAAAGAGAGCUUGAUGAUACUGGAAAUUUAAUAUUUGCUGUAACGGCAAACUUGAAUGUCACAUAAAAAUGCUGUUUAACAAUAACCGCAACAACAACAUAAAAGCAAACAAUUUGCAGUGAAAAAACAACAACAAUUCGUACUACUACAAACAACCAUUGAAGCUGCAGCAAUGCAACAAGGUGCGUCACACUACCGCCAACACAACCAGCAACAACAAUAAGCUGUAUGAAAUCUUAAAACAUACAACUUAAAAUAAAGUGGAGUUUUCACACAAAAACAUCAUAGAAAUGCAAGUUUGUAUUUAUAUAAAUGAAAAGACAGUAAAAAUAAAGAAAUAAAUAAAAUUGAAAAAUUAAAACUAUGCGCAAUUUUAAUGCAAAAUAUAACUGCGAUAAAAAAGUUCCAGUGAAAAAAUAAGGUUUCAUUAAAGUAACGACUAAGCAAGAGGAUUAUGCAGCGACUGCAUGACAAUAAGUGCAAUGAAGACAACAAAAGAAAAUUAUAAAGUCAUCAAAUCAGGAAGUGCAUGCAGAAAUGUAUGAACGCCGACAAGUGCCCAGAGACCAUUGAGUGUACACAUUUAUCUAUGUAUGAGUGCAAGUAACGACUGUUAGGGAGUUACAGCGAUUAUAUUACACGCUACAAAUUGCAUAACUGCAAAUCACGACGCAGUGAGAUCGAAAAAAAGAAAACGAAAACAAAGAAACUGCAGACAAAAGCCAUAGAAACAAAAGAGAAGCUUUAGAAGAUCACAUUUGCUUUGUAAAAGAACAAAGUGGGCGCUGAAGAUCAGGCACAAAGCGUCGAGUGUUGCAAACGGAGCAAAAGCAAACACGGAAGAGUGAAGAAACGGAGGAAGAUAUUCGUUUGUUUGUAUAGAGGCGCCAAGAGAUCGGAGCUUAAGCGAAGAUCAACAUUAUUGAGGUGAAGCAAGUCAGAAAAAUAGUGCAAGACCAAGAAAAACGAAGUAAAUCUCAACGCGGAAAAGAAGUAAUCAGCAGCGCGGUAAUCACAAGUAAAUUUUAGUAAUCACAAUUUAAAAGCCAGUUGAGCCAGCAAGCAACAGCAAUAAUGGCAACGAAAACUGUUAUAAACACGAAUACGCCAACAACGCGUGGCAUCUCCAUACUAAUUGACCAGAAUACAGAAACAACACCAACAACAAUACAUAAGCAACAACCACUCGUACUCAACAAUUGUCAACAAGAAACAUUGAGACCAACAACACAAAUGCCCGAAACGGCCAAGAUCACUAUCUAUCAAAAUACAACAACAACAAAAACACAAAUGGCACCAACACCAUCAACGGCGGUAACUAGAACAGUACUCACUAAGCUGCAGCCGCAACCAAGUAAAUUAGUGGCAACAACAACACGUAUUGGUGUUAGCGGUAUAGAUAAUAAUUACAAAAGCAAUAAUAAUGUCAAAGCAAAUAAUGAGCAAACGUUGAAUGAUGAUGAGCGACGCCACUCGUAUCGCAUACAGAGUGGUGAGUACGAGAGUGACCAAAAAACUAGUUACACCACAAUUAAGCAGAAAAUAACAACAUCCACGGUGGUGCCAACUUUUCCACAAUUGCUGUUGAAAGUGGUGAGUGAAAGAGGAAAAGCCAAUAAUGGACAUAGCGAGCGCAGCGAUGGCGGCGUUGUGAGCAACGAAGAUGUGCACGAAACGAAUGGAAACGACGGCCGUUUAGCUAACGGUGUUGGAAGUGAUGUUGGAAAAUCGCAAGUAAAUAGAAAUGGUCAAAAUGAGCAGCUGAGCAGUAGCAACAAUAAUAUAUCCACGAAGCAGACAGCACAAGUGAAUGAUCAACAACAUCAACAACCACAGCACGGCAUGAUUAUCAUACGAUGCAAUGGCGAUGAGCAACAUGACAACAACAACAAAGCGCAUAAUAAUACGCGUGAUAAUGAUGAUGCACAUGAUCGGCAUGCUGAUAAUGAUGAGCGCGGCGCUAAUGACGUUCGUGCUGAUCAGCAGCAAGUUGAUCCAGUUGGCUCACUUGGUGCGCCAACUGCGACGUCUAAUGUAUAUCGCGACGAAAGUUGUGUGACUAGUGCUAUUGGAAAUGGUCAAAACGCGUUUGAACAUUAUAUCUGUACGAAUGCGGCAAAUGUUAGCGAACACGAUCGCCAUGAGGCUGGCCAUAGUCUCUGCAAUACAGAUGUCCAAGAGCAGCUGGAAAGUGCAGACGUGAACGCGAAUUCAAAAGCGAUCGGCGUGAAUAGUCUACUAACGGCAACGAGUGCAGAUUGUGUAAGUGCACUGACCGAAACCGAGGCAGCCAUACGCAGGCGCAGUGUUGAACAAAUAACAACAAAUCAUAAAGAAUCGAAUUUGAAUAAGCAAUUAGAACCCAAAUUACAUGUGUUAAAGAUACAAAUAAAACCGAACGAAGUGCAUGAAAAGAGUGACAAACAAGUGUCGGUGGUGACCCUUAACAAGGCACAAGUGCAAGAAACGCCCGAGCAACACUCCCCAACAGAUAAUCAAAUUAAAGAAUUAACACAACUAAGUUGUUCAGUGCAAAUAAUUGACUCAACUCAGGCUACAACGACGGGUGAAAGUGCGAACGAACUACAUACAAACGAAUACAACAAAAUCAAUCACGAACAGAAAAUGGUGCAAAAGCCUACAGCUGCAACGCCUACGGCAGCCACAUUAACAACGACGACAACAGCAAUGAUUCUCAAUACGGGCGCGGUAACCGUGUCGUCGGGCGGUAAUGCCGCAACAAACUUGUUAGACGCGAUCACAAUCGCAAACGGUAACGGCAAGAGUAACGGUAAUGCCAAUAUUAAUGGUAACGAUCACGCGAACAACACGAACGCUACGUCGAAUACAAGCGUUACCGAUUUAAAUGUCACACAUCCUUCGUAUCUGUACUAUGUUAUGUCCAGUGGUCAAUUCUCUCCUUGCGACACACUAGACAGCGGCACAGGUAGCGAUCUGGAGAGUAAUGGUAAUGUAACACCCGGCGCACCAACCACACAGAACAAGUUACUCGGCACACUCGAGAAACUCAAUGCUGUCACACAGAAUGGUGUUAACGGUAGCGCGCCCAAAAUGGAAUUGCACAUGAAAGCGACUAAAAUACGUCUCAAUGGCAGCACUAAGAAGUCAGUGUUGGACUUGCCAAACGGUACAGCGAAGUCACAUACGAAUGGCGAACAUGCACGCGCUGGCAGUUUCACCGAUAGUGAGGAGAGCGAAUCGUCCUCGUUGAGUUGUGAUUCAUUGCACUCCACCGAAUUCAUACGCCAGUCAUCGGUUUCGCCAACAGCACAGAAAACCACGGGCAACGCGGCUUCCUUGGCUUGCGUCAAAAUGUUGGGCUCUUUUCUGCCGGACUCCUUGUUGCGCGAUAUACGCGAUCGCAAGUUCCCCACCAAUGAUUUUGAGGCGAAAUAUGGUGAUUCUGGCAGCGCUGCCAGCGCUGAUGGUGGCAGUGAUGUGGAUGGUGAGGGUGAUGUGACCACAACUGCCUUGCCGGUUGCCAUCAACGAGCAGGAUUAUAUUAAUAUGGAGCAUAAGCAAUUCUUAAAGGAACGUAACAGUAAUAAUAUGACUGUUAAUAAUAGUCACAACAACAAACGCGCGUCGCUGCCGAAUAAAACGUUCGUUUUAAACGCGGAUAACGGUACAUUCGUUGAUAUGAAAAUGAACUCAAUGCCGCGCAAAUACGAAGCUGAUAAAUAUUACAAUUUCCAUGUGAGAGAACACGAAAAUUUCCGCAGUUUCGACAUUACUGGCGGUCUUGGUGGUAUUAAUGGUAAUAGUGUUAGUGGUGGUUCCGCUAGUUUGGGCGGUGGCGACCUUGAAAGUCUCUCCGAAUAUGAAACGAAGAGUUUACACGACGAUGCCUUCGCCGGCUACAAGGAUAUACGUUGCGGUUCGGCCACUUCGACUAUACGUUCGUCGAAGGGCACAGUGCGCGGCGUCAAGAAUCGUGUGCGCAAUGGAAUAGCCACAUUCUUGCAGUUGCAGCAACCGAAUGUAAAGAACUUCAAGGAAAAGGAUGCCGGUAAGGUGGUGCUUUAUACAACGAGUAUGGGCAUCAUACGUGACACAUAUGCCAAAUGUGCGAAUGUCAAGCAGAUAUUGCGUACGUUGCUUGUGAAAUUCGAAGAACGGGACGUCUUCAUGAGCAUCGAGUAUCAGCAAGAGAUAAAGGAGCGAAUGCACUCGGAAGCGAUAAAAGUACCUCAACUCUUUGUGGAAGGCCAACACAUUGGUGAUGCUGACACUGUGGAACGACUGAAUGAAUCUGGUGAACUGCGUCAGCUGCUCAAACCAUACAAGUCAAUUGCUACGACAUUCACAUGUCAAACAUGCGGCGGCUACCGCUUACUGCCAUGCCCCUCAUGUAAUGGGUCUAAAAAAUCGGUGCAUCGAAAUCAUUUCACGGCCGAAUUUGUGGCACUGAAAUGCAUGAAUUGCGAUGAAGUUGGACUGGUGAAAUGUCACAAUUGCUAAGCAACUUCACAACAGCAAUGCGAAACUUGAUUCACAGCUACGCAUGUGGGCGGGGGGAUACGCUGAACGGAUAAUUGACGCAAGUCAUGUAGACCAAGAGUAGCGCUACUUAUAAUUUUGAUAGAUAUAAAUGGAGGUGUAUACGUAUAUGUGUUUUUAGACUAAUCUAUAUCUAUAUGUAUAAAUAAUUAGCUUAACCAACGAAA